Messenger RNA from Maylandia zebra (zebra mbuna), 1164 nucleotides. Its product is annotated as zona pellucida sperm-binding protein 3. Gene Ontology annotation, molecular function: acrosin binding. Gene Ontology annotation, cellular component: extracellular matrix. The record is from RefSeq and is a predicted model, not a curated record. Gene Ontology annotation, biological process: binding of sperm to zona pellucida; positive regulation of acrosome reaction; egg coat formation. NCBI's taxonomy places the organism in Eukaryota, Metazoa, Chordata, Actinopteri, Cichliformes, Cichlidae.
UGGUCCCAAUGUGUACAGGAUUGUUUAGUCAUGGGGACUCAUCUCUACCUAGAUUUGCUUGUCCUGGCUGUUUUUGCAAUGACUGUUGCCAAUGCAGACAUCAACGUGGUCUGUGCAAACAACUCCGUGAGGGUGACAUGGAGGGUGAAUGCGGAGCUGGUGCCGUAUGCAGCUCGACUGUUUCUUGGAAACUGCAUGGCAUCUCAGUGGAAGGUUCUGCCCUCUGGAGAGGGGGAAGCACAGUUUAACUAUAUGUUUUCCGAGUGCAAGUUUACUAAAAUGGUAAAGGGAAAACGCAUAUUCUAUCAGAAUGAAAUGAGCUACAGGCCACAGACAAAGCCAAACCCUCCAGAUUUUGUGCAUCCCAUUGAAUGUGUUUACAGAAGACCCAAGGAUUGGAUUCCCCGAUUCGUGAACCCUGGAUAUGUGGUUUCCGAGGGUCACGGCAGGCUGGUCUUCCACAUGGCACUUCUCAAUGAGGAGCUAUCAAGCAUAGCAAAGACGAACAUCAUUCCUCUGGGCUCCCCCAUGCCAAUAUGGGCAGCAGUGGAGCAGAAGUCUCAUCAGCCACUGCUGUUGCUCAUGGAGGAAUGUGUCGCAGCCCCCACAGCUGAGCUGCGGCCCGGCAGCCAGGUUUACCCAAUCAUUGGAAACAAGGGGUGUCUUUUAGAAAGCAAAAAAGAAAAUUCGAUGUUUCUGCCUCGGUACCACUCGUCUUCAAUCAUCCUCUACCUCCAGUCCUUCAACUUUGGUUUUAGAGAGGUGUACAUCCACUGUAAACUGGCUGUGUGGGAUCCUCAAAAUUUUACCGAAAGCAAGAAGGCCUGUCAUUAUAUAAAGGGAACUAACAGAUGGGAGCUGCUUGAUGACCCAUCCCGAAGCUCCCUCUGUAACUGCUGUGACUUGAGCUGCAAGUCUCGGUCCAGGAGGGGUGUUGAAUGGGCAUCAGACGGUCCGAGUCACAAUUCUGUGUUGGGACCCCUAAUCAUUGUGGACCAAUCUGACUUGAGGGACAGUGACACAAUGAUGGAGUCUGCCACUACAGCUGACCCACAGCUCAAAUAAGCUGUGCGACGAAGCUUGGUCAAAACGGAUAUCGACUGCAGUAUGACUGAAGGAUCUGAUGGCGGAUAACCUCCGAGGACGUCACGAUUGUGUGAUUUU